GAUCUGGCUCAAAGCGAGUCUAAACCGUAACGAUUGUCGGUAAGACCGGCCGCAGCUAAUGAUCCCCAGUCCGUUCAGACGAGAGAGUGGAAUUUGGAAACUUCCGACAAGUCGACGGCUCGCCAGCUCUCAGAGACGAUCUACGAGAUCUCUCUCUUCACACUCCGAAUAAGGCCCUUCCUCCGAGUCCCUGGAUUCGUUCUUCUGACGAAGUAGUUCUUGGAGGGGGCAAUAGGCUUCGACCGCACUUCCGACUUCGUUUGGCGGGAAAUCGAGCUCCGUCCUCAUCUAAAUCGGUACUUCAAUCGAUACGUCUCAGUUCCGAUUUCGUUUGGCGAGAAAUCGAGUUCUCCGUGCUCAUCUAAAUCGGUACGUUUCAGUUCCGGUUUCGUUUGUCGGGAAAUCGAGCUCUGUCCUCACCUAAAUCGGUACUUCGAUCGAUACGUUUCUGUUAACAAGUAGAAUUUUGAGUGGACGCUGAGGAGCGAGGAUAAAUGUGACGAUGGGAAUUCCGGAGAAUGAGAAAGGCCUGAUACUGGCAGUGUCGUCGAGCUUGUUCAUCGGAGCUAGUUUCAUCCUCAAGAAGAAAGGUCUCAAGUGUGCCGCUGUUUCGUCUGGUACUCGCGCUGGUCAUUCAGUGAUAACAGUUUCACUUACUAUACUGCAGGAGUUGGAGGUUACACUUACCUACUAGAACCACUUUGGUGGGCAGGCAUGUUGACAAUGGUAACUGGAGAGGUUGCAAAUUUUGUGGCUUAUGUUUAUGCUCCAGCGGUUCUUGUGACCCCCCUUGGUGCACUGAGUAUAAUUGUGAGUGCUGUUCUAGCACACUUUGUGUUGAAGGAACGACUGCAGAAAAUGGGUGUGCUUGGAUGUGUGUCCUGCAUUGUGGGGUCAGUGGUGAUUGUUAUCCAUGCACCUCAAGAGUAUACCCCAAAUUCUGUAGAAGAAAUCUGGAGUUUGGCUAUUCAACCAGCAUUUUUAAUUUAUGUGGCUGCUGCGUUAUCUAUCGUCCUAGCUUUGAUUUUUCAUUUUGAGCCACGCUGUGGACAGACAAACAUACUGAUCUACUUGGGAAUUUGUUCUUUAAUGGGUUCAUUGACGGUUGUAAGCAUAAAGGCAAUUGGAAUUGCAAUAAAGCUUACACUGGAAGGGAUAAAUCAAUUUGAAUAUCCUCAGACAUGGUCUUUUGUAACAGUUGCAGUAAUCUGUGUGAUCACACAGUUGAAUUAUCUCAACAAGGCUUUGGACACAUUCAAUGCAGCAAUUGUUUCUCCAAUAUAUUAUGUGAUGUUCACAACUCUGACAAUUAUUGCAAGCAUUAUAAUGUUCAAGGAUUGGUCAGGUCAGGAUGCGAGCAAUAUAGCAUCUGAGAUAUGUGGAUUCAUCACAGUGCUUUCAGGAACCAUAAUACUUCAUGCAACAAGAGAACAGGAACAACCCACUACUGCAGGAACCAUAACGUGGUAUACUGGAGAAUCAAUGAAGGGUAUCGACGAGGCACAUUUCAUCACGGUGCAUAAUUCAGACUAUUUCCAGUGAUGCUCCAAAUCCAGACUUGUUGAAUUGCGGACUUCUUUCUUUCAGACUGUUACAGAAAGAACACGAAGCCCGAACUAAUGAAGCUACCAGUGGACGGGUAUUAAAGCAGAGAAGAGGUCCUUUUUGCAGUCGCCAAAUUUUGGGGUCUCGGCGUUGGGGCAGUUUGUUCAUCGCAACCACCCUGUCACGCAGAAACUCUUGAAAUCAAUAUCAUGCUCGGCAUGGAAUGAAGUUUUGGUUAGUAUGUCAACCUCAAUACACGUGUUUUGGUUGAGAUUUGAGAAUUGAGAAUCUUUGUGCUGCCCACUAGGUUUUGUACAUAUCUAUGCCCCGUGUCUUGUUUGAUGCUUUAGUGGGUAUAGUUUAAGCUGUUACUAAAAGUUGGAUUUAUUCUUUGACUAACUUUGGAGUGUAAUGCUUGGUUGGUGUGGUGAUACAGUUGCUUUAUCAUUAUUAUUUAAAAUAGAAGCAAAAUCCAUUGGAUUAUAUGUUAAAAAUUUAAUAUUUAAUAGAGUUUCUCUU
Molecule: messenger RNA, 2064 nt
Organism: Diospyros lotus (date-plum)
Lineage: Eukaryota; Viridiplantae; Streptophyta; Magnoliopsida; Ericales; Ebenaceae
Product: probable magnesium transporter NIPA6
Exons: 9
Coding region: 715-1542 (275 amino acids)
Biological process (GO): magnesium ion transport
Cellular component (GO): membrane
Molecular function (GO): magnesium ion transmembrane transporter activity
Source: RefSeq, a predicted model, not a curated record